Pseudophryne corroboree (corroboree frog) is the source of this 2594-nucleotide messenger RNA. RefSeq names its product non-SMC condensin II complex subunit H2 (gene NCAPH2). Gene Ontology annotation, cellular component: nucleus; condensin complex. Gene Ontology annotation, molecular function: chromatin binding. NCBI's taxonomy places the organism in Eukaryota, Metazoa, Chordata, Amphibia, Anura, Myobatrachidae. Gene Ontology annotation, biological process: meiotic chromosome condensation; mitotic sister chromatid separation. Bases 333 to 2195 code for a protein of 620 amino acids. The transcript is spliced from 21 exons. The record is from RefSeq and is a predicted model, not a curated record.
UGGCUCUCGGCUGCAUGGUCAUGUGUAUACAUCAUGCUGUAUGCAUGAUGUUAGGUUAGCUGUGGUGUGAGAGAAUGGAGAGCAUAGCCAGUGCACGCACUAUGUCUUCUGCUCCACUUACUGUUCCCUGGCUGUGCAUUAUUAUGUGUCUCAUAGAGAAUAUAUGACACCUGCAGCUUCUGAAUUAGAGGCAGUCGGCUUUUAGACACGUACAGUAGUAGUGGCUGCUGGUCAUGGGUGGUCAGCGCUGUAUUCUGGCAUUUCUGAAAAGUGUGGAGAUUAUCCUCAACAGAAAAAAAUGGAGUAAGUUAUAUUAAGUACAUCUAUAAAUAAUGGAAGACACAGAGUCAAGGUUUACUCACCUGCUGCAGCCAAUCAGGGAUUUGACCAAGAACUGGGAGGUGGAUGUAGCUGCUCAGUUGGGGGAGUACUUGGAGGAGUUAGAUCAGAUCUGCAUAUCUUUCGAUGGAGGUAAAACGACCAUGAAUUUUGCAGAGGCUGCUCUCCUUAUCCAAGGAUCAGCAUGUAUCUACAGUAAAAAGGUGGAAUACCUCUACACGUUGGUGUAUCAAGCUUUGGAUUUUAUAUCAAAUAAAAAUAGGCGGGACAAGCAGCCAACUUCCGUGGGCACAGAUGGGGUAGACAAGGAUGCAAACUUUCCAAACAAUAAUAAUGAUGAUGAAGAGUUUCUGAGCUUAGAUGAUAUAAGUGAUCCCAAGAAAACUAACGUGGACUUGAAAAAGGACCAAAAUCCAAACCUGGUCAACAUUGUUCCUCUUACACCAAUGGCACUAGUUCCUCCUGAGGAGGUGGAAAAGAAAAACAACCCUCUAUGCAGUCGGAAAGGAGAAGUUUUAGCCAGCAGGAAGGAUUUCCGUAUGAACACCUGUACCCCUCAUGCAGGGGGCGCCUUCAUGUUAGAACUGGCCAUGAUGUCACCAACGCAAUUUCAUCAAAAUAUGCAACGGAUGGAGGAGGCAAGCUUAUAUCCAGGUGUGAAGAAUGGAGAACAAGAAAAUAAUGAGAACCAGGAGGAAAACUGUAAUGUGCCUGUUCCUGUGCUUAACUUCUCUGAUGAUAAUGCACCUCCUAUGGAUAAUGGUGAUGAUGGGGGGUUUGUCCCACUGGAAGAUCAUCAUGAAGCAGACGAUGCAGAAAUGGAGCCUGCAGAACACAUUGCGCGACGGCAGAUGCAGACAGAGGAGAGAGGGUAUGUACUGCGGCAGAGGGAGGAAAAGAAAAUACCGGUUGCAGACAUCCAGAAUAACCUUUCAAACCCCUGGCGCUGCCUCGACCCCUUCGAAUCUUGUGAAGAGAAGCCCUUUAAAAGAGGAAAACAUUAUACGCUUCCUCAUGGGGUAAUAGACGAGUUAUCCUCUAACAAGAGGAAGAGGCGAAUUCCAAGCAAGCUACAAGACUUCAGUAAAUGGCUCACCUCUGCAUAUUUGGAUGGCAGAAAACACACAAAUUCUAGAAGGAAAGGGCCUACAUUUGCUGAUUUGGAAGUGUUGUAUUGGCAGCAUGCUAAGGAACGUUUGGCUACUCAGAGGCUACUGCAGAAAAGAAUGAGACCACAGUCUGGAAAGGUGGCAGAAUUACUCGCUGAUGAUGACCCACUGACUAAUAUGGACGAGGAACGUGAAGCAGACUAUCUUGAUCACGACGAUUGUCCAGAUCUCUCUGACCAUGAGGAUUUUGGUUUAAACGUGCCAGCCAGCCUACGGGAAGAGCAAACUUGUGCUAUUGAGCCAUUAGACCUCCAAGACCAACUGUCAUAUGAAGAGCUAGUGCGCAGGAAUGUGGAAUUUUUUAUUGCUAAUUCUCAGAAGUAUGCACAAGAGACGGUACUGUCACUACGUGUGCGAGAGUGGGAAGAUAAAAUGGGACCACAGCUACAAGAACAGGAAGAAAGAGAAGCUUAUGACAUUCAUGAUUAUGGUGAUCGUUUGGUCUCACAAUUCAACCAGGUGGGAGAAUGGCGCUCCUUUGCAAGUCUUAUGGCACACAGGCAGCCCUAUGAGGUGUGCAGGUAUAUGUUGGCAUCUCUACAACUGGCCAAUGACUACACAGUAGAGGUAUCGCAGAAACCAGGGCUACAAGAAGGACUGGACACAAUGUCCCUACGUCUCCUCAGUCAGCAGAAGGCACAUGAAAGGUUCAAAACAUACACUGCUCCAUCUAUUACAGAUAAGUGACCGCCUGUCUGUUCCCAGCACUUCAUCUUUCAAUGGACACUUUCACAAUUUUAUAACAUCAAGACCAAAAGAAAAACGAGAAGACUUUGCAAAGUGAGGCCAAUUUCAUUUUGCAUAACUUUGCUGACAGAGAAAAAUCACUACAGCAUGGCUGAGUGGUCCAUUGGCAUACAUAGUCUAGCUGUAUGUAUUUUAAGUACUUGAAUGGACUGCUUUGACAUGCCUCUGUGAAGUGCGUGUUAAAGUUCACUCUGCGGCUCGAACUGUUUUUUGCAUUUUAAAAAAAAUAUAUUUUUUAUUCAUUAUGUACAUACAUGUUUUUAAAAUGAUACUUUGAACAGCCUGUGUUAGCAUAUAUAUUUGUUUUAAUCUGUAUGUAUAAAAUUAAGAUUUAAACAA